Molecule: messenger RNA, 2341 nt
Organism: Epinephelus moara (kelp grouper)
Lineage: Eukaryota; Metazoa; Chordata; Actinopteri; Perciformes; Serranidae
Exons: 4
Coding region: 665-1306 (213 amino acids)
Biological process (GO): positive regulation of MAPK cascade; positive regulation of cell population proliferation
Cellular component (GO): cytoplasm
Molecular function (GO): growth factor activity; cytokine activity
Source: RefSeq, a predicted model, not a curated record
CACAUGAUGUUUCUGAUGGCUACCGCUGGCCUGCAGGGUGCACUUUGAGAACCUAUGAUUUAGGAUAUAUGAGCUUUUGAAUUCUGGAUAAAUAUCAACUUUCUUGUUUUGGUUUCACCUCAUUGUUUUAAAUGUUCUCCUUUAAAUAACCACUACUCAGACAGGUGUCUUAGAUUAUAUUUAAAACCAACCUGAUUUCCCUGCUGUUAUAGUAGAUACAGAUUCACAAAAACAGGAUACAGCUGCCCCCGUAUUAAUCUUGUGCAUGUCUUCUAGAUUUAGGUUGGAAAUAAAUACUUGUUUCCAUGCAACUUUGUGGUUUUCUGACUGACUCACACACACCCGCACCAGGUCAGUGAGGGGGGAAAACGUGUGAGUUGCUACACUCCCCGCUGCAAAGCAAAUGCAGCCCAGCGGCCACCUGUUGUGACCGUCUGUGUAGUUGUGAGUGCAGCUGUAAACACAGUGAGCAACUACUGCUGAAUGUUGUUCUGCUGUGUCAGCCUCUGGUGAAAUAAUGAGGUGCUACAAGCUGAAGGGCCGGCAAAUGUUUUCAAAUGCAGACUGUUUACCAUUAGCACUGAUUAUGCAGAGGAAAAACCCUCAGAACUACAGUGGCCAAGAAAGGUCAAGAAAGAUAUGAAAAUAGACAAAACACAGAAACAUGCCACUAAUAGUCUUUUAUACAUUUUUUCUUGUCUUUUCAGUGAUUCAUGACUCCACCUCUUGUCUCCUCCACCUGCUGCUAUUGGCUGAGCUGUUUGUCCAUUCGUCAUCUCAUCCCACCCACAGUUCUCCACUCUGUGGCACGUUCAGGUCAAUGAUCCAUCAGGUGGACAAGCUGACGAGUUUACCGAAAAAACUCCACGACUUGACAGAUGAUGGUGAUCUCUUUGAGGGUGUGGAAAACAGAUUGGACAGUCUUCCUAAAAUGCAGCACACUGCGGCCCAUUUCAACUCACUGAAGGUGAAUGAGUCACUCUCCCAGCUGUUCGAGUUCAGUCAGUCCUUCAGGCUGCAUGUUGAAUGGUUGAAAACAGCCAAAGAAAACUUCAGUUUGUCCUCCCAGUCAGCAGAGGACGCCAGCUCUCACCUCCUGCAGCUAUCCAACCUUGUUAAUGCAUCUCUGUCACAGAUGGAAGAAGAGGUUCCUCAGUCUCCAUCUCCCUCCCUCCCUGUCGCCUCCACGGCCUUCGAUGUGCUCCAGUUCUCUGUAGAGAUCUCCAAACGCUUACAAGUGUUUUGUGACUGGUCAAAGAGAAUUUUGUUGCUUCUCCAGAGACUGUCUCACUGCCAUAAACAUUAAGCCUCCAUCUUCAGCACCCAAGCGACUGCAAACGACUUCCCACAAAACCACUGUAAAUGUUAUGGUUUCUACCCAGAGAGGAAUGAUAGACAUGGCAACAUAAGUCAGAUGCUCCACCACUUUGGUUCAGACUGAAAUAUCUCAACAGCUUUUGAAUGUAUUACCAUCAAGUUUGGUGCAAAUAUUCACGGAGCCCAGUGGAUACAUUUGCAUGACUUUAGUGAUCCCUUGACUUUUCUUGUAGCACCUCCCACAAGUCAAAGUUUUCACGUUUCUGGUGAAAUAUUUCAACAAAUAACAGGUUGAUUGCUGUGAAACUUGGUAAAGACAUUCAUGUUGCCUUCAGGAUGACUUGUAAAAACCAGGUCAAAAUUUAAAUGAGUUUCAUACUUUGGUUUAUGACCAUUAGAUUUGUGUUUUGUGCUACUUUAGCAUGCUAACAUUCCAUACUAGGAUGGUAAACAUGGUAAACAUCUGCUUAGCCUCAGUAUGUUAGCAUUGUCAUUGUGGCCGAGCUGAUGUUAGCAUCAGACAAAUAAAAUUAAUAGGAAUUUCAGAAGUCAGUUAAAACGAGAUGUUGAGUUCUAGAUGAAUCUAUUCAGCUGUAAAACAGAAUGUAAGUCUAUCGCACAUUCUUCUAUGUCACAUUUUACAUGUAGCCUUUAAAAAUGUGCCGUACUGAUGCACUGUGCAGAGGCACUGCCUCCUGUGACCUUUACUCCCUUUGAGACUGUUUACAUCCACAGUGCCUGCUAAGUGUUGAUCUACUCAAUGAGCUAAAUGACAAGAAAAUGUUGUGGAACAAUUAAUAUUUUUCUACUGUUGUUUUGUUUUUGUUUGUUUUUUAACCUAUUUAGGAUGCUAUUUAUGAGCUUUUUAUAAUAUAGUGUGAGAUGCAGGCAUCUCAAAUUUUUUUUCUAUGGGUUAUCUAUUAUGUAAUAUUUAAUAAUAUUAAUAAUAAUGUAUUGUCAUACUGUAGUGACUUUAAUUGUACUAUUUAUAUAUUUUAUAUGUUUUGUUUUUGUAAGUUUUACA